Molecule: messenger RNA, 319 nt
Organism: Penaeus monodon (black tiger shrimp)
Lineage: Eukaryota; Metazoa; Arthropoda; Malacostraca; Decapoda; Penaeidae
Product: dynein heavy chain 7, axonemal-like
Exons: 2
Coding region: 23-319 (98 amino acids)
Biological process (GO): microtubule-based movement
Cellular component (GO): dynein complex
Molecular function (GO): dynein light intermediate chain binding; ATP binding; minus-end-directed microtubule motor activity
Source: RefSeq, a predicted model, not a curated record
GCUUCUCCUCCGGCCGGUGUCCAUGAUGGCGGCCGAUUAUCAGUCGAUCGCCGAGGUCUCGCUUCUCUCCUGCGGCUUCGCUCACGCCCGCGCCCUCGCCGCCCGCGUCGUGGGCGUCAUGGCGCACUGCCAGACCAUGCUGCAUCCACACCAUCACUACGACUUCGGCAUGCGAGCCGUGAAGACGGUGCUAGCGGCGACCUCCCGCUUGAGGACCUCCCUGCCGGAGUGGUCGGAGACCGAGGUCGCCUCCGGCCCCGAGGGGGUCAAAGCCCCAAGUGGUCCCGACGAUUUCGAGGGUUCGAGUCCAUCCUCGUGA